UGUUCCCGCGUUGCUGGAAUCAACGCCGACCCCAGAUCAGCUGUCACUGAAACACGAGCACGGGAGGGAGAGCCCCGGCGACGAGCCGCGAGAAUAAAGAUGUCUGAACCGGACUGUCCGACACACUCUGUUGGGAAAGUCUGCGAGAUCUCCCCCCUGGAUGGAGAAGAUAAAGAGACGCAGCUCUCUGAGAAGAUCCAGGCGGUUCCGAUCCACCGGCGCCCGGACCUGCUGGGGUCCUGCGCUGACCUGGUGAACUCCGAGUGGCGGAGGAGCCAGGCGGCCCGGGUCCACUCCCUCCAGAAGUCCUGCGCAGAGUUCCCCGUGUGCCUGGUUCUCCUGCGGGGCCACAGAGGGGCCGAGCGGCUGCUGGGCCACGCCCGGCUGUCCCGGGUGGUGGGUCGGAGCAGCAGCCUCUUCCUGGAGUCAGUGGUGGUGUCCAGGGCGGAGCGGGGGCGGGGCUACGGCCGCACUCUGAUGGAGGAGACGGAGCGCUACGCCAACAGCAGAGGGUUCAAGCGCCUGUACCUGACCACCCACGAUAAGCAGCACUUCUACGCCCACCUGGGGUACGUGCUGACUACGCCCGUGCAGAACGCAGGCGCCAUGACUGCCUUUGUUCCCAUGGAGACGCUCUUGAGGUUCUCCAGAAUGCCGGGUCAAGAGACGAACACACAAGAGCAAACACGGACAAAGAUGGAGGCUCGUGUACCACACAGUGCUUGUGUUGUGGGGUCACCUCCUCCUCCUCCUCCUCCUCCUCCUCCUCCUCCUCCACUACCUCCUCCACCUUGUCCACCACCACCUUCAUCCAUACCUCCCCCCCCACCUCCCCCCCCUCAGUCUGCAGGGCAGCUUGUAGUUCAGACUCUGACUGAAACUCCCUACAGAGACGCUAAAGGAGUUCCUAUCUACUGGAUGCUCAAAGACAUUUGACGAACACACACUCAGAUACUGCUGGAAACACACUCCGCUGCAUUCAUUCACACGUGUUUGUGUAUAUGUGCACACAUCAAUAGAAACAUAUAUACACUUUCAAAAAGCUCACUCACUAUUAAUGGUCUCUCAGACACACAACAAGUAAUGGAAGAAGACAGGGUAUAGAACAAUUCAGAGAGAGAAAUGAUUUUGGGAUAUUUUGAAACUGAAGAUCAUGAAGGUGCUUGUUUUUAAAAUGCUCAUCAAAAUGCUUGUGGGUUUGUUUGUAUAGAGUGCCUGCCUACCAACCCACAGACUGUGAAAUAUGAACAUCUUCAUCAAACCAUUCAGAUUGGAUUUCCCUUGAUUUGUCACUGGGUCUUUAGGAUAUCUGUUAUAGCAUCACACUAGUUUACCGGCCAGUCAGUGUCCAAAAGGCGACCUUACAGAGCUGUGAGGUCGAGACUUGAGGUCACAUAAACUGAGAGUUAAUUCUCUGGGAAGUAGGAGACAUCUGGUUUCCAGCAAUUACACUUUUAAGAUUUCCAUAUGAAUACAUUCUGGAUGCUUUUAAUGAGUUUAAAUAUCUACUGAAUGUAACCGUUUUCUCUUGAGGGAAUCUUUUGAAAGAUAUGGAUUGUGACAAAGGUCGAGUGAAAGCUUAGUAAAACAUAUUUUAGAACAUAUUUUGGUUUAUUCCAACCAACCACUCACUGUUUUUGAUGUUUUCAUGUGGAACUGUAAUCUUGAACAUGAGGAUUAUUGUGCCUUGUUGAACUGCCAGAGAACUAAAACGUUAUUAAAAUCACUUUUUCACGUUGAUGAGUGUAAUUCAUCACAAUUCUGGUAAUAAAGAGGAUUUAUAAACGUA
Molecule: messenger RNA, 1789 nt
Organism: Trematomus bernacchii (emerald rockcod)
Lineage: Eukaryota; Metazoa; Chordata; Actinopteri; Perciformes; Nototheniidae
Product: N-alpha-acetyltransferase 80
Exons: 3
Coding region: 100-936 (278 amino acids)
Biological process (GO): protein acetylation
Cellular component (GO): cytoplasm
Molecular function (GO): N-acetyltransferase activity; acetyl-CoA binding
Source: RefSeq, a predicted model, not a curated record